Messenger RNA from Oncorhynchus keta (chum salmon), 2666 nucleotides. Its product is annotated as kiaa0895l. The transcript is spliced from 7 exons. Bases 242 to 2650 code for a protein of 802 amino acids. NCBI's taxonomy places the organism in Eukaryota, Metazoa, Chordata, Actinopteri, Salmoniformes, Salmonidae. The record is from RefSeq and is a predicted model, not a curated record.
CAACACAGUCCGAACUUCAUCGCAUGCCUCUCCGGGCGGCCCAUCCACUAUAGCUGCUCAUAUCCAAUGAGCAUUUUUCACCGGGCGCCACCGGAAACCUUCCCGCGGCUCAUUGUGGAGAGCACAGGCAGAGCUGGGCGUCAUGAAUUAAAGAAAAGCCUGCAUUUACAAAUCUGAUCACCAAACCCCGCUGCAAGUGUGGUGUGGUUGGACCCGCGGCAGCAGAGCUGUUGCAGUGGAGAUGGUUUUGGACCCGGGUGAGGACUGUAUGGAUCGGACAGACGUCGACGGGGUCGGAGGGAGCAGCAGCACCACAGACCUGACGGGUCCAGAACCAAGACCGGACCCUCGCAAAACCACCACAACCGACAGCACCGGACUAGAAAACACCAGCCCAGAGCCUCCCAUAACCACCACCAACACCGGACUAGAAAACACCAGCCCAGAGCCUCCCAUAACCACCACCAACACCGGACUAGAAAACACCAGCCCAGAGCCUCCCAUAACCACCACCAACACCGGACUAGAAAACACCAGCCCAGAGCCUCCCAUAACCAACAGCACCAGACUAGAAAACACCAGCCCAGAGCCUCCCAUAACCAACAGCACCGGACUAGAAAACACCAGCCCAGAGCCUCCCAUAACCAACAGCACCAGACUAGAAAACACCAGCCCAGAGCCUCCCAUAACCAACAGUACCGGACUAGAAAACACCAAACCGGAUGCCCCCAAAACCACCACCAAUAGCACCCCCACUAGAACAGAAGAGACCAGGCCUGACACUACCAAAACCACCACCAACAGCACCCCCACUAGAACAGAAGAGACCAGGCCUGACACUACCAAAACCACCACCAACAGCACCCCCACUAGAACAGAAGAGACCAGGCCUGACACUACCAAAACCACCACCAACAGCACCCCCACUAGAACAGAAGAGACCAGGCCUGACACUACCAAAACCACCACCAACAGCACCCCCACUAGAACAGAAGAGACCAGGCCUGACACUACCAAAACCGCCAAAAGAACAGAGGAACGAACAGCGGAUCCUCCCACCACCACCAACACUAGGCUCCACGCCAGGACAAGCCGUGUCACUAAGAGGGAGCGGGUAUCCAACUCCCACAAUGGACCCCAGCCUCAACCUCAGUCGUUGGUGGCAGAUGUCAGCCUUACGCCCAGCCCUAGGGCCAGUGUUGGCUCCUCUACCAACUCCUCUCGCUCAGUCUUGCCAUACGAUGGACCGGUUGGCUCUCUGCGGCGGGACGUCACCGUGGCAACGGCCUCGUCUCGGAAUAAGGUGGCGACCAGACCCGCUCUCCGCCGGCCUCUCAGCCUGGACGUGACGCCCUUGCGCCUCCGUGGCUCCGAGCCCGCUCUGGACCGUGGGGUCCUACAACCCCCCUGGCGCAGCGCUGGUGGUCCCUCCACUGCCCCCUCGCCCCCAGCACGCUCCCUCACCAGCCCCAGCCUGGGCCCCGGAGGCUGGAUGCGCCGCAGCGAGAGCACCUGUACCGUCAACAACUCCUCAAUGGGCCUCCGGGCCACCAGGGGGCGUAUGCGUCCAGCCACCUCCCUUCCCCACAUUGCCCGGGGGUUUGGAGGGGCCUCCCCGCUGCCCUUGCCCUCCACACCGCGAGGCCCCUGUCUCCUUGUGGCCCUAAGACCCAUUAACCUAGACCAGGAGAGGCAGGCCUUCUUCCAGUCCGACUAUAAAUACGACCCCCAGUUUGAGUACUCGACCCUGGAGCCCAGCGCUGUGCUGGAGAAAUACAAAGAUGGAUCUGACCUCUUCCUCGCACAGGCUGUUGGGAUUAUGGAGUGUAUUCUGAGGAAGUUUGGUAACUAUGAGAACUUUGAGGAAGUGACGGGAGGAAGUAUUUUACCAAAGAGUCGAGUCUGGGCUGCUGCACGCAAGUACCUGCAGAAGGAGAACUGUGUAGGAGAGGUGGUGGUGUGUCUGUCUGAUGAGCUGCUGUCCCAGGCGGUGAUGAUGGUGGAGAGCUGUCGUCCCACUCUGACUAUCAACCUGUCUGGAGCACGACAACACUGGCUGGAGGGCAUGCUCAGGCAUGAGAUAGGAACCCACUACCUUCGGGGUGUGAACAACAACCUCCAGCCCUGGUCUACUUCCGCAGGCAGGAAGCAGUAUGGCCUCAAACCGGCCAAUCCCACGGAAGAAGGCCUGGCCAGCCUGCACAGUGUGUUGCUACGGAAACAGCCCUACCUGUGGCGCGCCGCUCUGCUCUACUAUACGGUGUAUCACGCCACCAGGAUGGGCUUCAGCCAGCUCUUCAGCCACAUUGCUCAGUUCGUCCAGGAUCCCGCGGUGCGCUGGGAGUACUGCCUCAGAGCCAAGAGGGGACAGACGGACACCUCGGAGCCUGGCUGUUUCAGUAAAGAUCAGGUGUACCUGGACGGAAUCCUCAGGAUUCUACGACAUCGGAGGAACAUCGACUUCAAGAUGCUGACCUCGCUAGGCAAGGUGUCGUUUGAGGACGUAGAAAGGCUACGGCACAUCGCUGUCCUGCGCCGGACCAGAAUCCCUCACUUCAUGCAGGACCAGGAGAAAUACCUUCAGAAUCUGGACAACAUCGUCACGGUCAACGAACUGAGCGACGCUCAGCUUAGAGAACUCCUUCCCUGACCGACCGACCGACCGA